AUGUCACGCAUUGGAGCGCCGGCGAGUAAUCGCAACCUGAGCCUGACAGAAGAGCUCGAAAGACUUGAACAAUCAAUCACCCUGACACUGCAAGAAAUCGACCACAACUUCAGCAAGGCCCAUCGCAUUGUCACGUCGAGCAUCCUACCCGUCGUCGACCAAUACGCUCAACACUCUCGCGAUGUUUGGGAGGGCUCUCGCUUCUGGAAGCAGUUCUUCGAGGCAUCUGCCAAUGUCUCCCUGUCUGGCUACCAGGAGGGCGCCCUGGAAGACGACAUGACCCACAAUGACACGACCGCUCAAGAGACAUCCUACGACGAGCCCUCUGCCGAAGACGACGUCGCCGAGAGGACCAUGACACCCACUGCGCACGACUACCCUCAUGACCACGACGAUGACACGUCCAUCAUUGACUCUCCCUCCAACACGACUGGUGUCCACAGCACUCCGCAGAUCAAGACCAAACAGAAACACUUCGCCUCUCCCUCACCAAUCAAGCCGUCAUCACAUCAGAUCAGCACUCCCAUGCGCGACACGGUAAACCUCCAGUCGUCGUCUCCAUUCGAUCCUCCGUCAGCCUACCAACCCUCGACCGCCCAGCGUCAACAGAACCCUGAUCCUCUGAUGCACCGUAUCAUGGACCGCAACUUCCGCAUUCAGGCCACACCCCACACUGCUCGUAAACAAACACGUCCCGCAACCACAGACACUCCUGCAACCGCUCAGAACCAGACACAAACACGUACUCGCAACUUGUUCGCCGACAGCAGCCCUAUGAGCAGUCCUGAAAUGGCUGCUCCCCAACUCCGCUCUGAUUUGUUCUCUCCUCAAAAGUCCCCGAGAAAGACGCUUCAGGCUCCACACACUCCUGGUGUUUCCGUUCAGACCCCUGGACGUGAUCUCAUGACGAGCACCGGCCGCGCCCUGUUUACCGACACCAAGGACAGAACCACACGUACCCUCUGGGAUCAAGAAUCUGAUAGCGACGAUGACUUUAGUAUCAGUCCUCCCAAGACUAUGCAGUUUCAUAUUCCACAAUCUCGUCUUAUGCAGACUCCCGCUCGAGAGGCCAGCAGGAUCAUUGUUGAUGAUCUGUUAGCGACUGCUGGUGCAGACCGUACCGAGUCUAUCGAAGGCGAUAGUGUCCCCGAGAUCAGCCCUAGUCUAGUCAGGCGGAAAUGGGAUGAUGAUGAUACUUUCUGA
This is a messenger RNA of Aureobasidium melanogenum CBS 110374, 1203 nucleotides long. RefSeq lists its product as uncharacterized. Bases 1 to 1203 code for a protein of 400 amino acids. Gene Ontology annotation, cellular component: mitotic spindle; DASH complex; mitotic spindle pole body. The record is from RefSeq and is a predicted model, not a curated record. Gene Ontology annotation, biological process: attachment of spindle microtubules to kinetochore. Lineage: Eukaryota; Fungi; Ascomycota; Dothideomycetes; Dothideales; Saccotheciaceae. The transcript is spliced from 2 exons.